Messenger RNA from Sardina pilchardus (European sardine), 4096 nucleotides. RefSeq names its product sarcosine dehydrogenase (gene sardh). Lineage: Eukaryota; Metazoa; Chordata; Actinopteri; Clupeiformes; Clupeidae. The coding region runs from base 182 to 2986 and encodes 934 amino acids. The record is from RefSeq and is a predicted model, not a curated record. Gene Ontology annotation, cellular component: cytoplasm; mitochondrial matrix; mitochondrion. Gene Ontology annotation, molecular function: sarcosine dehydrogenase activity; protein binding. The transcript has 21 exons.
GAACCAACUCAGUUAGCUCACUUCUCAGUCAUUUGAUUUGCUGAUGUUGUAUUUGCAGUAGCGCGCCACGGUCUUGAGCGGCAGAGCUUGCAGGUUGGAUAAGUUAACUUGGUAUCCACGUCAUUCCUUGAAGAACUGCAACCGAUUUUGAGCCCAGAGUAUACGCAGUUAAGCAGGGGCCAUGGCCUUCUUGGGUACUGCCGCUGUGAGCAGGGUGUUGAGGGGUCGUGCCCCCCUGUCCCCCCUCUGCCGUGCUGCUGGACGCCGCUACAGCGCGGCCGCCUCCUCCACGGAGCACCAGACCAAGGAGAAGAACGUGCCCUACCAGAAGACCCUCAAGCAGGACCACGAGGCCUACCGCGGCCCCACCAAGACCCUGCCCCGCUCCGCCGACGCCGUGGUGAUCGGGGGGGGCAGCCUGGGCUGCCAGACCAUCUACCACCUGGCCAAGAUGGGCAUGACCAACGUGGUGCUGCUGGAGAGGGACCGCCUCACCGCGGGGACCACCUGGCACACGGCAGGCCUGCUGUGGCAGCUGCGGCCCAGUGACACAGAGGUGGAGCUGCUGGCCCACACGCGCAACGUCAUCAGUCAUGACCUGGAGAAGGAGACGGGCCUGGAGACCGGCUGGAUCCAGAACGGAGGCCUCUUCAUCGCCUCCAACAAGCAGCGCCUGGACGAGUACAAACGCCUCAUGUCGUUGGGGAAGGUGUACGGCAUCGAGUCCUACGUCUUGUCGCCGGCGGAGACCAAAGAUCUGUACCCGCUGAUGAACGUGGACGACCUGUACGGAACUCUCUACGUGCCCAAAGACGGCACCAUGGACCCAGCGGGCACCUGCACCACCCUGUCCAGAGCCGCCACCGCCCGCGGUGCCUCGGUGAUUGAGAACUGCCCAGUGACAGGUAUCCAGGUGAGCACAGAUGACCUGGGGGUGAAGCGGGUGAAGGCUGUGGACACGCCCUUUGGCAGCAUAGAGACUCCCUGCGUGGUCAACUGUGCAGGUGUGUGGGCCACUAAGCUGGGGGACAUGGCUGGGGUCAAGGUGCCUCUGAUCGCUAUGCACCACGCCUACGUUGUCACAGAGAGGAUCGAGGGCAUCCAGAACAUGCCCAACGUCAGGGACCAUGAUGCAUCUGUCUACCUGCGUCUUCAAGGUGAUGCCCUCUCAGUUGGAGGCUACGAGCAGAACCCUAUCUUUUGGGACGAGGUGUCUGAUAAGUUUGCCUUCAGCCUGUUUGAUCUGGACUGGGACGUGUUCAUGCAGCACAUUGAGGGAGCGGUCAACAGAGUCCCCGCACUGGAGCAGACCGGCAUCAAAUCCACCGUCUGCGGACCUGAAUCCUUCACUGCGGACCAUAAGCCGUUGAUGGGGGAGGCGCCGGAGGUGCGAGGGUUCUUCCUGGGCUGUGGCUUCAACAGUGCAGGGAUGAUGCUCGGAGGAGGCUGUGGGAGAGAGCUGGCUCACUGGAUCAUCCACGGACGCCCCGAAAAGGACAUGUACGGCUAUGACAUCAGGCGGUUCCAUCACUCUCUGACCGACAACAACCGCUGGAUCCGUGAGCGGAGCCAUGAGUCCUACGCCAAGAACUACUCCGUGGUGUUCCCCUUUGACGAGCCGCUCGCCAGCCGCAACAUGAGGAGGGACCCCUUCCACCAGGUCCUGCAGGAGCAGGGCUGUGUGUUCCAGGAGAGGCACGGGUGGGAGAGACCUGGAUGGUUCAACAGAGAGGGACCUGCUCCGGUUUUGGACUAUGACUACUAUGGAGCAUACGAGCUUCCCAGAAACUCAGAUUACAACUACAACAAGCUGCUUGGAAAAGAGUACACUUUUGACUUCCCCGCUCAUCAUGACGUGAUUAAGGAUGAGUGUUUGACCUGCAGAAAUGGAGUAGCUGUCUUCAACAUGUCCUACUUUGGCAAGUUCUUCUUGACUGGCCCAGAUGCAAAGAAGGCAGCUGAUUGGCUGUUCACAGCAGACGUCAACAAAGCCCCAGGUUCCACUGUGUACACCUGUAUGCUGAAUUCGAAGGGCGGGGCUGAAGCUGACCUCACAGUCAGUCGACUGGAACCAGGCGCUGCCCAUCUCCCCCUGGCCCCAGAGUCUAAUGGUGAUGCAUACUACCUGGCCAUUGGUGGAGGUGUGGCGCAACACAACUGGUGCCACAUCCAGACCGUGCUGCAGGACCAGGGAUUCCGCUGCACCCUACAGGACCACUCGGAAGAUAUGGGCAUGAUCAGCAUCCAGGGACCCAAGAGCCGGGAGCUUCUCCAGGAGAUUGUGGAUGCAGACCUUAGCAACGAAGCCUUCCCCUUCUCCUCUCACAAAGUAGUGACCGCUGCUGGACACAAGGUGCGUGCCAUGCGGCUGUCGUUCGUGGGCGAGCUGGGCUGGGAGCUGCACAUCCCCAAAGACUCCUGCAUGCCUGUCUACCAGGCCGUCAUGGCCGCCGGCGCCAAGCACGGCAUCAUCAACGCCGGCUACAGGGCCAUCGACUCGCUCAGCAUAGAGAAGGGAUACAGGCAUUGGCACGCUGACCUGCGCCCUGAUGACACACCUUUGGAGGCGGGGCUUGCGUUCACCUGUAAGAUGAAGAGUAAGAUCCCCUUCCUGGGGCGCGACGUGCUGGAGGCCCAGAAGGCCACUGGACUGCGCCGGCGAAUCGUCUGCUUCACCGUCGACGAGAAAGUGCCCAUGUUUGGUCUGGAGGCCAUCUACAGGAACGGCGUGCCCGUGGGUCACCUGCGUCGCUCGGAGUACGGCUACGCCAUCGACAAGACCAUCGGCUACGGAUACAUCCGUGCUCCAGAGGGAGGCGUGGCGAACCCUGACUUUGUGCGUGGCGGAGAGUUCACCUUGGAGAGAAUGGGGGUGGAGUACAAGGCCAAAGCCCACCUGAAGUCGCCCUUUGACCCUGAGAACAAGAGGGUGAAGGGUAUCUACGACGCACCCCUGGAUCAAAGCCAGCUGCACGCCAGGAUGUAACUGCCCCCCACCCCCUCCUACCCCCCGACCCUCUUGCCCCUCCCUCUCUCUCGCCCUGCAAGUGGAGGAUGGGUGUGUCUACAGCUGGAGGGGGGCGGAGUCGGUGUUUGAUGCACCAAUCACGUCAGAGGAUUGUUUGUGAGCUGAGUCGCACAAAGAUAACGUGAGGGGCUGAAAGGGGAGGGUUCUAAACCCGCCCUGAUCACGCCCACAUUUUACGGUGGAGAAAUAAGCCGUCUGUGCCUUCAAGUCAAGGAUACCACGCCAUUUCAUUUUUUUUCCUAAAAAAAGCAAAGAAUUUAAGUGAUUUUGUAAAGAAAUAUUUGUGUUUUCCAAAAAAAAAUAAUGUACCUUUUAAUCACCAGUCCGAGUAUUAAACAACAGCUGCUGUAGCCGCAGGUGGGUCAGAGGACUGUGGUGCUGAUUGUUGUGCUGUCCAGAUACCAUGUACUGUACACAAUCAUGUGGUAGAUUUUAGUGAAAUCUCAUUUAUUUGGUGCAGUUUAUUUUUUCUUCUUGGCAUUUUUAAAACAGACUCCUGUGGAACCAACAUUAGAUUUCUGAAAUGAUGAUUUACUGACGAAUGUAAAAUUGUACUAUGGUCAGUGUUUUUAAACAGAUGAGCUAGCUAAUCUACAAUUGUACAUACAUACAUAAGUAACAACUUGAUUUCUCACACAAUGACAACACCACCAGUUAUAAUCCACUACAAAGUCUUUUAAAGCUGAAUGAAAGUGAAUGUGAAAGUUUUUUGUUCUGCCGAUCUGCAGAUAGUUCCUGAGGGAUAGUUGCUAAAGCAACAGCAAAGCAUUAUUAUGGGAUAUUCCCUCGCUCGAUAUCGUGUUUGUAUCUGGCAAGGUUAGAGAUGAAUAGUGUAAAGCUGUGCAUGCAGGACCUUGGAGUCAUGCCCUUUUUAAUCACAAAGAGAACUGAUUUUAUAUCAAUCUAUGCCAGCCGUCCUACUGUAUUUUAUGCAAGGCCGAGUAGAAAUGCUAAUGCUAGCCGCUAAUGCUUUGAGUGACAUUUGAAUGCAGUAGUUCUGUCCUGACAGAGUACAGUGUCAUCAAACCUCUGUGCUCUUUUGGAAAUAAAGAUUUUAUGUUCUAUGCA